Fusarium musae is the source of this 4266-nucleotide messenger RNA. RefSeq lists its product as uncharacterized. Bases 1 to 4266 code for a protein of 1421 amino acids. The record is from RefSeq and is a predicted model, not a curated record. Gene Ontology annotation, biological process: positive regulation of transcription by RNA polymerase II. Gene Ontology annotation, molecular function: histone binding; ATP-dependent chromatin remodeler activity; DNA binding. Lineage: Eukaryota; Fungi; Ascomycota; Sordariomycetes; Hypocreales; Nectriaceae. The transcript has 3 exons. Gene Ontology annotation, cellular component: nucleus.
AUGGCGUCGGUGCAUGCACCACAUGCUGUUCAGCACCCAGGCGCGCCAAUGCCUGCUGGCGCGACCAAGCAACAGGCAGAAGAAGUUUUCAGGAAACUUAGGCAGAUGAAGGAGCAAGGCGUGCCACCGUCGGACCCUGAAUUCAUUAAGGCUUCACAGUUCUUGAUGAGUUUCCAGCAGCAACACAACAUGCGACGUAACCAGCAGCAAUUCUUGCAGCAGCAACAAAAGCAACAGAUGCAAAAUGCAACAAACGGUACGCCUGCUAACGGUGUUAUGCCUGGACGUUCUAUGCAGCAAGCCUCGCCCCAAUCGACUCAAACCCCUUCUAAUCCGCUCGGUGCCUCCGCAAUGCCAAGCCAAACAACUCCUACUCCUGCAUCCACUGGAACGUCUCCAUCGACUGCACCAUCUUCAAACCAUUUUACGCAGCAGCAGCUCGGCCUACUUCGACAGCAGAUCCAUGCCUUCAAACUGCUAGGGAAAAACGCCGGAGUCUCUCUGCAGCUGCAGCAGGCUAUAUUCAACCAGCGCCAUCGUAGACAGGCCGCCAUCGCCGAUGCUGCACAGGUGAUCCAAACGACUAAAUCAAACCAGGCAGAAUCUGAAUCCACUAAAGAUGGACAGAACGGACCUGGAGCUGUGACGGAAGAUGAGGCCUCGGAGAUUCCCAAGGCGCAUACAUUCAAGACAGUAAAGUCUCCCUAUGGCACCAGCAUGAUUCGCCCCGAAAUCAAGUACUUUGAUCAUUCCCAACGGAAGAAUCGCUGGUUCAUUCCUGGUGUAUUCCCUACUGGUAUUGAUUUUGAUCACUUGCGAUACGAACGAGAAGUUGUUGUCUCGAACAGAAUGAGACAGCGGUAUACCGAGUUAAAGAACCUACCUGGCGAUUUGGCUCACUGGGACUCUUCCAAGGAGACACUAGAGGCCGAUGACUCUCUCAAGCGAAAAGCAAUAAUUGAGAUGAAAAGCAUAGCUCUCUACGCCAAGCAACGGGCUCUUCGGGAUAAGAUCGGACGUCAAAUGAUGCAUUAUGAUAACCUCGCCAUGACCACAAAUCGAUCCGGUUUCCGCCGAAUGAAGAAGCAGAACGUCCGUGAGGCUCGUAUUACCGAAAAGCUCGAGAAGCAGCAACGCGAUGCCCGCGAGAACCGAGAGAAGAAGAAGCACACCGAUUUCCUUCGAGCUAUCUACACCCACCGUCAAGAAAUUCAAGAAUCUGCUUCUUCUCAACGUACGAAGUCGCACAAGCUCUCUCGUCUUAUGUACCAGCAACACUUUAACAUCGAAAAGGAGGAACAGAAGCGUAUCGAAAGAACGGCCAAACAGCGUCUCCAGGCUCUGAAGGCCAACGACGAAGAAGCUUACCUUAAGCUUCUUGACCAGGCCAAGGAUACCCGUAUCACACACUUGCUCAAGCAAACUGAUGGCUUCUUGCAUCAACUCGCGUCAUCGGUCAAGGCCCAACAACGCCAGGCUGCCGAGCGCUAUGGUGACGGGGAUGAUCCGCAGAUGGAUGAUGCCAGUGAUUACGACGAGGAUGACGAAAGCAGCAAGAAGAUCGAUUACUAUGCUGUGGCACAUCGCAUUCGUGAGGAGGUUACUGAGCAAGCCAACAUGCUCGUGGGCGGUAAGCUCAAGGAGUAUCAAGUCAAGGGUCUCCAAUGGAUGAUCUCACUCUACAACAACAAUCUGAACGGCAUCUUGGCUGAUGAGAUGGGUCUCGGAAAGACUAUUCAAACUAUCAGCCUAAUCACUUACCUGAUUGAGAGGAAACAACAGGCUGGACCAUACCUUGUCAUCGUGCCUUUGAGUACGUUGACAAACUGGAACUUGGAAUUCGAAAGAUGGGCUCCUUCUGUGAGCCGUAUUGUCUACAAGGGACCUCCCAAUGCUCGCAAACAGCAGCAAGAUAAGAUUCGGCAAGGAGGGUUCCAAGUAUUACUUACGACUUAUGAGUACAUCAUUAAGGAUCGCCCUAUUCUAAGCAAAAUUAAGUGGUUCCACAUGAUUAUUGAUGAGGGUCAUCGAAUGAAGAACUCAAACUCCAAAUUGAGCUUUACCAUUCAGCAAUACUAUCAUACCCGUUUUCGACUCAUUCUCACCGGCACUCCUUUACAAAACAACCUCUCUGAACUCUGGGCCAUGCUCAAUUUUGUUCUGCCGAACAUUUUCAAAUCUGCAACGACUUUUGAUGAGUGGUUCAAUACCCCCUUCGCGAACACUGGCGGCCAGGACAAAAUGGAACUCACUGAAGAAGAGCAAAUUCUCGUCAUUAGGCGCCUUCACAAGGUCUUGCGACCCUUCCUUCUCCGUCGUUUGAAAAAGGAUGUCGAAAAGGACCUUCCCGACAAGACAGAGAAGGUCAUCAAGUGCAAGUUCUCUGCCCUUCAGUCCAAGUUGUACAAACAGAUGGUCACCCACAACAGACUUGUCGUUAGUGAUGGCAAGGGCGGAAAGACUGGUGCUCGCGGUUUGAGCAACAUGAUUAUGCAGCUCCGAAAGCUUUGCAACCACCCGUUCGUCUUCGAUGUUGUGGAAAAUGUCAUGAAUCCUAUGAAUAUCAGCAAUGAUCUCUUGUGGAGGACAGCAGGAAAAUUCGAGCUGCUUGACAGAAUUCUCCCUAAAUAUCAAGCAACUGGCCAUCGAGUCUUGAUGUUCUUCCAGAUGACUGCGAUCAUGGAUAUCAUGGAAGAUUAUCUGCGUUACAAGCGAUUUGAGUAUCUCCGAUUGGAUGGUACGACCAAAUCCGAUGAGCGCUCCGACUUGCUUCGAGAGUUCAACGCCCCUGACUCUAAAUACUUUAUGUUCUUGCUAUCCACACGCGCAGGUGGUCUUGGUCUCAACUUGCAGACCGCUGAUACCGUCAUUAUCUACGAUUCCGAUUGGAACCCUCAUCAGGAUCUUCAGGCUCAGGAUCGUGCUCACCGUAUUGGCCAGAAGAAUGAAGUCCGAAUCCUCCGACUCAUCAGCUCCAACUCGGUAGAAGAGAAGAUUCUCGAGCGAGCAAGAUUCAAACUGGAUAUGGAUGGCAAGGUCAUUCAGGCCGGUCGUUUUGACAACAAGUCAUCUGAGACCGACCGUGACGCUAUGCUUCGAACAUUAUUGGAGACUGCUGAUAUGGCGGAAUCCGGUGAGCAAGAUGAGAUGGAGGAUGAAGAACUCAACAUGCUCCUUGCGCGCAAUGAUGAUGAGAUAGCUGUGUUCCAGAAGAUUGACGAGGAGAGACAGAGAAAUUCGCCCUAUGGCAAUGGACCAGGCAGCAAACCUCGACUUAUGGGUGAGGAUGAAUUGCCAGAUAUCUAUUUGAAUGAGGGUAAUCCUAUUUCGGAUGAGACGGAGGAUGUUGUGCUGGGCCGUGGUGCGCGUGAACGCACCAAAGUCAAAUACGACGAUGGUCUCACUGAAGAGCAAUGGCUUAUGGCUGUGGAUGACGAUGAUGACUCUCCAGAGGCAGCUGCGGCUCGCAAGCAAGCCCGAAAGGAUAGGCGAGAGAACAACAGGUUAAAGAAGUCUGGAAUCUCCAACUCGGUGGAUGAAUCGCCAUCAGGUAGUAGAGCAAGCACUGAGGAGAUUGAAACCCCCAAGAAACGGGGUCGUAAACCAGGCAGCAAGAACGAGAAGCGCAAGGCUGAAGACGGUAAUGAUGAGCCUCCCCCCAAAAAGCGACGUGGGCCACAAGGACGCCCCAGCAAAGUCAGUCUGGAGUCACGUCUUCCACCACAUCAGCGGGAAGUCUUACAAAAGAGUCUCCGUAACUUGUACGAUGCUCUAAUGACUUUGGAGGUGGACGAUAUUGAACCCCCUGAGGAUGACGAGUCGGAUCCUGGCAAGCGCCUCAUCAUCGGACCCUUCGUCAAACUGCCUCCCAAGCGCGAUUACGCCGAUUACUAUGUCAUCAUUCAGAACCCUAUCUGCAUGAACCAGAUACAGACUCGGAUCAAGAAGGAGGAAUACACAUCAUUAACUGGACUGCGAAAGGAUAUCGAAUUAAUGAUUCGCAACUGUCAGACUUACAACGAGGAUGGAAGCAUACUGUAUCAAGAUGCUAAGGUCAUGAACGAAUUCUUUAACUCCAAGUACCAAGAAGAAUUGGUUGCGCAUCCUGAACUUCAAGAACUUGAAGAAGGGGUAAAGGACAGUUCAGUGGCGCCCUCUGGAGGUGGCGGCACACCGCAGCCCAGUGGCACCCGGAUCAAAUUGAUUUCUAGUGGCUCGAAAGAAGCAAACGGUGGUAGCACUGCUGCUCAAAGCGACGAGGAAUGA